This is a messenger RNA of Kwoniella mangroviensis CBS 8507, 495 nucleotides long. RefSeq lists its product as uncharacterized. The coding region runs from base 1 to 495 and encodes 164 amino acids. The transcript has 2 exons. Lineage: Eukaryota; Fungi; Basidiomycota; Tremellomycetes; Tremellales; Cryptococcaceae. Gene Ontology annotation, molecular function: ATP binding; nucleic acid binding; RNA helicase activity. The record is from RefSeq and is a predicted model, not a curated record.
AUGGAUGAAUCAAGCAACAUACCAUCUUGGGCAGAUCAAUCGGGGAGCGAUUCAGUUCAAUCUAACAAGCCUAAAGGUCCAGGGUCGCAAUGGCAAGCUCUCAAUGUUGGCCCUGAUAUGAUACGCUCGUUACUGCUCCGCAAGUUCAAAAACCCUACUCCGAUCCAACGUGCGAGCAUACCAGGAGCCUUGUCAACACCGCCCAGAGACAUCCUCGCCAUGGCUCGUACAGGAUCCGGCAAGACAUUGGGAUAUUUGAUUCCUCUGCUGGAACGUAUUGGAUCAACGCAUUCACCAUCCACCAACCCUCGAGCUUUGAUCAUGUGUCCGAGCAGAGAAUUAGCAAUGCAAAUCUUGACUGUGGGCAAAGAUCUGGCGAGAGGCAUGACUAAAGGAAAGGGGAAGGAAACCGAGAACCUCAGGUGGGCUCUCAUCAUGGGAGGUGAAAGUAUGGAAGGUCAAUUUGAGAAGAUGUCACAAAGCCCCGACAUGUAA